UAGAGCUCUCUUACUCCAAGGUAGAGAGACUGGCAAAACCGUGGGGGAACUGCAUCGAUAACUACCGAAUGGCGAACGAUGAACCAUACACUGUAUUGGGCUGUGAAAAAAAUUGUGGAUUUCGAGUCAUGAUAGAUGUAUGUAACUGUACAAUGAGACACUUGUUACGUGGGGCAGUUCUCAACAAAUUAAAACCUGCUUACCGUCUAUGCAACGUCAGUGACGAUGAUGAAAAAAGGUGCUCGGAAUCAGUGAUGGAAGACAGUGUCUCAUGGCAUGAAUGGCCUGAUUGCAAUUGUAGAUCACCUUGCAGAGAAACCAUUUACAGUUAUUCUGUGGCAUCGAGUAAACUCAACGAGAACUAUUACAAAACUGCCAAGGCCAUCCGUACCUUGAAUUUGGAUCCUAAUGGAAAUAUAAAAUACGUAAAUUACACUCACGAGAAAUCCAUGCUAGGGGUGAAAGUCUACUUCAACUCUUUUCAAGUUUCCAAUCGAAAAGAAGUCCCUUCAUACAGUUGGGAGACUCUAAUGGCUAAUAUUGGAGGCAAUCUCGGAUUUUUCAUGGGACUCACUUUGGUUACAUUUCUUGAGAUUGCUGAAUUCAUCUGGGAUUUUAUUCUCACCGCUUGUCGCCGAUUUAGUGACAAACGCAAAAAGAGUCAUGGAGGCCAGUUUUCUUUUGAUGAAAUAGAGAAAAACGGGAAAGAGAUAAAUUUGUAAUUCUCAAAUGCGAAGAUUGGCAUUUUCAAGUGUUAAGAACACAGAAACAUUCUGAUUUUAAAAUUUAAUAAAAUUAUUUAGAGUGUAGAGCUCUUAAUAUUCCUUUGUCAUAUGCUAUAAAACCCCAUUUG
Messenger RNA from Argiope bruennichi, 853 nucleotides. RefSeq names its product degenerin unc-8-like. Gene Ontology annotation, biological process: sodium ion transmembrane transport. The record is from RefSeq and is a predicted model, not a curated record. Gene Ontology annotation, cellular component: membrane. The transcript has 7 exons. The coding region runs from base 69 to 722 and encodes 217 amino acids. Lineage: Eukaryota; Metazoa; Arthropoda; Arachnida; Araneae; Araneidae. Gene Ontology annotation, molecular function: ligand-gated sodium channel activity.